GUAUUACUACAUAUAAUGGAUGAUCGAUAAAGGAGGAAACUCACUAAGGAGAGAGGCCCAAACUCGAAGCUGUUUGGUCGGCCGUGGCAUUUCGUCUCGGUCCCACACUACUAGACUCGUCAGUAAGGCGAUGUAGUGAGGAUCUGCCUUAGACGUCCUGGAAUCAGUUUAGGUUAGGAAUCAGUUAGACAAUUCUGUUAUUUCGAAUAACGCUCCUCACGCGAACAUUCGAAUAAAGAUAGAACCUGGCACGUCAGAAUCAGACAACAUGUCGGAACCCAGCACGUCGACAUCGCUUUCAAAGGUGAAAAGCAUUAAAGUGGAACCAGGUUUUUCACCUACCACCACCACGCAGAGGUUGAUAUCUUAUCGGCUACCACGAGACCUGACACUAGGUGGAAAUAUUAAGAUUGAAAAACCAAAGAAAGUGUAUACGCCAAAUCUCAAUGUACAAAGGAAUAAAAAGAAAGACGGUCCAGCGAUUUCAGUUAAAACUGAUCUGGUAAAACCGAAAAACAGUAAUCGUGGAAGGGAACGAGGAAGAGGAGACAGAGGACGUGGAAGAGGAGAUAAAGGAAAUGUAAUACAGUCUGUUGGCAUUUGGUCAGAGGGAAUCUAUGUAACACCUACCGCUAGAAAGAGUGACGAUUUCAGAGCUUUUAGUAGCACAGCGAGUGCUGUAAAAUAUCUGGAGAAACCAAAAAUAAGUACAAAUAAGAUUAAAGCAGAAGAAGAUAGAAAAUUAAAAAAUCUGUUAAGAGAUGAUUUUAUUGAUGAUGUUCCGGACAUUGAUGAAAAAAUGUGUCCUCUUACGCUACCAAGAAUUAAAAAAGAUAUACAUGAUACGAUCGAUAAUGAUAAGAUCGAUAAGAAACCGGUCAUUUCAGAAAAUGGUGAAAUUAUAAGUGAAGAAAAAAGACAAAACAGAAAGGAAGAACUUACCAUUUCUCAAAUAACCGAAAACAAAACUAAUUCUUAUACAUUAAUUCAAUUUCCAGAAUCUUUGCCAGGUUUGGAAUCCAGUAGAGAGGAAGCAAAAUCGAAACAAUCAAAUAAUUCAAAUACUCAUAGUGAGAAAGCAAAAACUGAGCUUUGUAUUUUAAAUAAUUUAAGAAAUGGUCUCUUAGGAAAACUCGAAAUUUUGAAGUCUGGUAAAGCUAGAUUACGUCUCGAUGAAAUGAGUUUUUUCGUUGAUGUUGGAGUACAGCAACGUUUCCAACAAGACCUUUUAGCUGUAAAAAUAGAUGAAUCACAAACCGGCGAUCUUGUCAAUCUUGGUUCAGUGGACAAUAAAUUAAUUUGUUCUCCAGAUUUUGGAUCUGUAUUAGAAAAUUCAUAAGAAAUUUUAUAAACAUGUAUCAUCUUUAAUAAAAAAUGUUUGUGUAUAAAAGGAUGUUGCAGGAGAUUCGUGAACAAUA
Messenger RNA from Trachymyrmex septentrionalis, 1418 nucleotides. RefSeq names its product DNA-directed RNA polymerase III subunit RPC4 (gene RpIIIC53). Gene Ontology annotation, biological process: transcription by RNA polymerase III. Bases 269 to 1339 code for a protein of 356 amino acids. Gene Ontology annotation, molecular function: DNA binding. NCBI's taxonomy places the organism in Eukaryota, Metazoa, Arthropoda, Insecta, Hymenoptera, Formicidae. The transcript is spliced from 7 exons. Gene Ontology annotation, cellular component: RNA polymerase III complex. The record is from RefSeq and is a predicted model, not a curated record.